AUGGGACAGUAUACAGUUACUGCAGCAUCAAGCAACGAUACAGAAAGAUCAGCAUUGCUGGCAUUCAGAGAUCAAAUAACCAGUGAUCCUUCUGGUGUUCUAAAAGCAUGGAACAACUCCAUUCAUUUCUGCAAGUGGUAUGGAGUCACAUGUAGCCGCAAGCAUCCUGGGAGGGUUAUUGCUCUGGAUCUUGCUUCCAGGGGUAUGGCAGGUGCCAUCUCUCCUGCCGUUGCCAACCUAACAUUCCUGCGGAAACUACUACUUAUGGAGAAUGGUUUCAAUGGUGACAUCCCACAAAACAUCGGCCACUUGCACCGUCUGCAACAACUCAACAUGAGCUUCAAUUCACUCUACGGUUCCAUUCCUGCCAGUCUAGCCAACUGCUCAGAGCUCAGAUUCAUCGACUUAAGCGCAAAUAAACUCACCGGGAUGAUUCCGGUUGAGCUCGGAUAUCUAUCAAAGCUUGAUCAGUUGGUGCUUGACAAUAAUAGCUUUGUAAGUGUUCUUCCAUCUUCUCUUGGAAACCUUUCUUCUCUCACAAUUCUUUCAAUAAAUUGUGGCGUAGGGAGUAGUUCAACGUCCUAUUGUUUGCAUGGCAACAUCCCAGAGGAGCUGGGAAACCUUGCAAAACUUAAGUUAAUCGAUGUCUCUGGAAACAUGCUUUCUGGAACAAUACCUCCAUCCUUCUUCACCGGACCAAUUCCGGUGUCACUUUCCAAUGCCUCAAGACUUGCUAUUGUUGAUCUUUCACAAAAUAAUUUCACUGGACAAAUUCCUCCUGACAUUGGAAGAGGUGGAAACAUAUGGUACAUUAAUCUAGAAAUCAAUCAGCUUGAGGCAAAUGAUGUCAGUGAUUGGAGGUUCAUGGGUUCUCUGACCAACUGCAGCAGUUUAAAGAUCUUGGCUCUUGAUGAUAACAAUAUGGGUGGUGCACUGCCAAGCUCCAUUGCCAACCUCUCCAAUGAAAUACAAAAAAUAUACAUGGGAGAUGGCAAUGAUUUGGAAGGUCCAAUCCCUUCAUCACUGGGGAGCAUCCAGAGACUGAAUGAAUUACAGCUGUCCAUGAAUAGACUCAAUGGCAGUGUACCAGUAGAGAUACUUAGCCUUUCCUACCUAUCCAAUUUUAUUAUGCUUUCUGACAACUUCUUGACUGGAUCCCUUCCUAUUGAGGUUGGCAGAUUGAGAAACAUAAGAACCCUCCUUCUGUCUCACAACAAGCUUUACGGUGAGAUCCCAACAACCAUCAGCGGCUGUGUGAGCUUAGAGGUGCUCGAGCUUGAUGAUAACAUGAUCCAAGGAACCAUUCCUCCAUCCUUGAGCAACAUAAGAGGGCUUCAGAUUCUUAAUCUUUCAAACAAUUCGUUAUCAGGAUCAAUACCUCAAUCUUUUGGCAGUAUGAAAGGCCUCCAAGAGCUGCUUCUUUCACACAAUAACUUGUCAGGGGUGAGAUACCCAAGAAGGGCAUCUUUUCAAAUGCUUCUGCCAUCUCAGUCACUGGGAAUCCCUGGCCUUUGUGGGGGUCUUUCACAAAUUCACUUGACUGCAUGCCCUCUCAAAACAUCUGAGAAGAGAACAAGGUGGCGGCUCUUGCUAACAGUUGGUACACCAAUUGCUUGCUUCAUCCUUUUUUCAUCCUUGGCUUUUCUUAUUUACAAAAGGCAGUCCAGGAAGAGGGCUUCAUCCGAAAUCUCCAUGAACUCUCAUUUCCCAAGAAUUACAUAUGGAGAUUUACUCAGGGCCACUGGUGGCUUCAGCGAUGAUAAUCUUGUUGGCAGGGGAAGACAUGGUUCGGUGUAUAAAGGAAUUCUGGAGACUCUCAAUACUACUACUGUGGCUGUCAAGGUGUUCAACCUUGCAGAGCAGGGGGCAUCCAGGAGUUUCUCUUCGGAAUGCAAGGUGCUGCGAACCGUCCGGCAUCGCAACAUUAUCAAGGCCUUUAUUUCCUGCUCCAGCAUUGAUUCCAGGGGCCAUGAUUUCAAAGCAUUGGUCUACGAGUUCAUGUCUAAUGGAAGUUUAGAGACAUGGUUACAUCCAGAAACAGAGGAAGAGCAGCACAAGAGUCAAAGUUUAACUUUCAUUCACAGAUUGAGCAUAGCCAUAGACAUUGCUGAUGCGUUGGAGUACCUUCAUGAAGGUUGUCAACCACCAAUGGUGCAUUGUGAUAUCAAGCCUGGCAACAUCCUCCUUGACAAUGAGAUGAUUGCUCAUGUUGCAGAUUUCGGUCUUGCAAAGGUGCUCUCUGGUUCCUCUCGAGCUUCUUCACGUAGCUCCAUUGCUAUCAGGGGCUCCAUAGGAUAUGUUCCUCCAGAGUAUGGAGUUGGUGGUCAAGCGACCACUUCUGGAGAUGUGUACAGUUAUGGAAUUCUUCUCCUUGAGAUGUUAACAGGGAAGAGGCCAGCUGACGACAUGUUUAAAAAUGGUCUGACACUCCGCAAACUAGUUGAGAUGCAAAUUUCUAGUGAAGGAUUCUUGAACAUAGUAGAUCCUCUAAUGCUGCCACAAAACCAUGCAAGUAAGGAGGAAGAGUGUUUUGUUUCUGUGGCACUGGUGGGUCUUUCAUGCUCAAUUGAUUCUCCUUAUGAGCGACCAAUCAUCGCUGAGGUUGCAACAAAAAUGCAUGCUAUCAAAACUGGUAUAAAAAAUUAAACAUCAGAGAACUCCUUUCAGGGCUGCUCCUAAUACUGGUUAACCUGGAGAUGCCUAGGGUGCUUUUUUCUCCUUUAUGUUUGUGUGCUCUUUUG
Dioscorea cayenensis subsp. rotundata (Guinea yam) is the source of this 2741-nucleotide messenger RNA. RefSeq names its product probable LRR receptor-like serine/threonine-protein kinase At3g47570. The record is from RefSeq and is a predicted model, not a curated record. Gene Ontology annotation, molecular function: protein kinase activity; protein binding; ATP binding. Gene Ontology annotation, biological process: protein phosphorylation. The transcript has 6 exons. Lineage: Eukaryota; Viridiplantae; Streptophyta; Magnoliopsida; Dioscoreales; Dioscoreaceae. Bases 1 to 2646 code for a protein of 881 amino acids.